Populus nigra (black poplar) is the source of this 1020-nucleotide messenger RNA. Its product is annotated as LOB domain-containing protein 42-like. The coding region runs from base 1 to 726 and encodes 241 amino acids. The transcript is spliced from 2 exons. Lineage: Eukaryota; Viridiplantae; Streptophyta; Magnoliopsida; Malpighiales; Salicaceae. The record is from RefSeq and is a predicted model, not a curated record. Gene Ontology annotation, biological process: regulation of gene expression.
AUGAGCUGCAAUGGCUGCAGGGUCCUGCGUAAAGGUUGCAAUGAUAACUGUACCAUUAGACCUUGUCUUCAAUGGAUCAAAUCCACUGAUUCUCAAGCCAAUGCCACUCUCUUCUUGGCCAAGUUCUAUGGUCGUGCUGGCCUCAUCAACCUCAUUGAAGCCGCGCCCCAACGACUCCGCCCAGCUAUAUUUAGUUCAUUGCUAUAUGAGGCGUGUGGCAGGAUAGUGAAUCCGGUCUAUGGGUCAGUUGGCAUGCUUUGGUCAGGUAACUGGGUCCAGUGCCAAGCAGCCGUUGAUGCAGUGCUCAAAGGGUUACCCAUCAUAUCAAUUCCUUCUUCUGAUGUACCAGCACCACACUUGAUCUCUUCCCUCAACACCUACGACAUUCGCCACGUGUCCAGGGACCAAAAUUCCCCCGAACUCAACAAAGUCAAGAGCAGAACCCGGUGCAAGCGGUCCAUUGGCACCAGGCCCAAUUCACUGGCUGAGCCAACGGGCCGGCUUAACCAGGGAGAGUUGGGAUUUGAACCGGUUCGUGAGUCGUGGCUUGGUCAUUUGGGAAACGGGGAUAGUCGUAUCAAAAAUGAGGAUAGCAUAUUCGCUGCUGAAACUGUGGAGGAUUCUUUGUGGAGUCGGGUUGAGCCAGACCAGGUCUUCAAAUUUAAUGGACAAAGUGAUGAUAGUGAUCUUAGUUUGGAACUGACUCUUGCUUUGGUUUCGGAGUAAAGCACCAAAUUAAUUGAGUUGAGCAUGCAGGUGUGCUAGCUAAUUUAUCUUCAUGAGAUCAUGCAUGGUGAAGCAAUUUUGACGACUCAAACGGAUAGCAAAUCACUUUUACAUGCUCUUCUUUUGCUAGCAAUUACCGUGUAUAUAUGCAUGCAUGUGUGUGUGUGUGUGUGUUGGGAUAAUUUAGUUUCUUUUUUCUUGAAAAAAAUCCGAAAAACUCCCCCUCGAUCUAUUGUUAAGUGGUUGUAUGGGUGGGUCAUGGGUGUGUUUUUAUGGAGGAAAAAGGCAUAUAUA